AAGUUGUGAUAAUUGAUAUAGUUGUCCAAUAACUAUUCCAUUUGUUAAAACAGACGUAUCUUUUUUUUUUAAUAAAUUUGUUGGAGCGACUUGUCCCCUUUUCUUUUCUUUAGUGGAGAUUUGGUCCUUUGACUCAUUUUUCUCAUUCCAAAUGUUGGUUUACAACUUAUAAAGCAAGGCUUGUGGCUUCCAUACUAAUGUAAUUUGAAGCAACUAUUUGGGUAGCUUACAACAAAACACCAAGAAAAUCAUAAUCAACAAAAAACAGUUGAAUCCUACUCUUCCCAAGUUAUUCCAUAAUGGUGACUAAUCAAUUUCUGUUAUUAAAUUUCCUAAUUCAAUCAUCAAAUUGCAAACAUUCUUAGCAGUUUUUUUGCUAUUAUUACUACCUAAUAAGCUAACAAAUUUAACAAUAGCUUUUUUGGUUCUAUAUAAAUGCAAUAUGGGGUUUUCUUGAUUUUGUGUACUAAGACUUAUUAACCCCUUUUUCUUGUUAUCAAAAUGACAACUUUCUUGAAACCCCAUUUUAACUCCAAUUCCACUGAAGGUGAAAAAAAAGGUGGUAAUGGUGAAGUUGAGAGAAACCCUUCUAAAAUCCAUUGGUACUGUGCUGAAACAGGUGUAUAUACCAGCAAACACCCUUCUGUAAAAUUGCCAGAAGACCCUUUUCUUGAUGUUGUUUCCUUCAUUUUUUCUCAUAAACAUGGUGGGGUUUGUGCACUUGUGGACUCCAUAUCUGGUAUUUCAGUUUCUUAUGAAGAGCUUUAUCCUAUGGUUAAGUCUAUGGCUAGUGGUUUACACAAAAGGGGUGUUGUAAAAGGUGAUGUUGUUUUGAUUCUCCUUCCAAAUUCCAUUUAUUUUCCUGUUGUUUUGUUAGGUGCUUUGAUCAUUGGUGCUGUUGUAACUACUAUGAAUCCUUUAAGUAGUUUGUUAGAGAUAAAGAAGCAAGUUCUUGAUUGUGGUGUGAGUUUAGUAUUUACUUGUAGUGAUAAAGUUGAUAAGUUGUGUACUUUAGAUGUUCCUGUUAUAGGGGUCCCUGAAAUUUUGGUUUCUGGUUCAAAUGGUGGUGAAAGUUCUGUUUUUUAUGAGCUGGUUACAUGUCAUCCCAAUUGGGAUUUGAGGCCUAGAAUAAGUCAGCAAGAUACAGCAGUAAUUCUGUACUCCUCUGGUACUACGGGUGCGAGUAAAGGCGUUGUUUUGACUCAUGGGAAUUUGAUAGCAAUGGUGGAACUUUUUGUGAGGUUUGAAUCUUCUCAGUAUGAAUAUUUGAGUACUGAGAAUGUGUAUUUGGCGAUUGCGCCAAUGUUUCAUGUGUAUGGGCUUUCUCUGUUUGCGAUGGGGUUGUUGUCGUUGGGAACUACUAUCGUUGUUAUGAGAAAAUUUGAUGCUAAUGAGAUGGUGAAAGCUAUUGAAACAUAUGGCGUUACUCAUUUCCCCGCAGUCCCGCCUUUGCUAAUAGCAUUGACUAGAAAAGCAAAGGAUGGUGCUUCGAGCAAACUGAAGAGCUUGAAACAGGUUUCAUGCGGUGCAGCUCCCAUAACCACGAAAACCAUUGAAGACUUUGUUCACACUCUACCCAAUGUUGAUUUCAUUCAGGGAUAUGGCAUGACUGAGUCAACUGCUGUUGGAACACGUGGUUACAAUACUGAAAAGCUGCAUAAUUAUUCUUCGGUAGGACUUCUAGCUCCAAAUAUGCAAGCUAAAGUAGUGGAUUGGAUCACCGGUUCACCCUUACCUCCCAACAGCAUGGGUGAGCUCUGGCUUUGUGGACCUGGUGUAAUGAAAGGAUACUUGAAUAACUUAGAGUGUACUAAGUCUACGAUUGAUGACAAUGGUUGGCUCCACAGCGGUGAUAUUGCGUACUUUGAUGAAGAAGGAUAUCUUUAUGUCAUUGAUCGUCUGAAAGAGACUAUCAAAUACAAGGGCUUCCAGAUAGCUCCUGCUGAUUUAGAAUCUGUAUUAGUCUCACAUCCAGAUAUCAUUGAUGCUGCAGUAAUAGGGGCCAGAGAUGAGGAAGCUGGAGAAAUUCCAGUUGCAUUUGUCGCCAAGAGAGAUGGGUGUGCACUUUCCCAAACAGAUGUAAUCGACUUUGUUUCUAAGCAGGUUGCACCAUACAAGAAGAUUAGAAAAGUUUACUUCGGAGCUUGGAUACCAAGAUCUGCAGCUGGAAAGAUUCUUAGAAAAGAGUUGAGGAACUUCUUAACUUCCAAAUUAUAGAGCCUCUCCAUCAACUGUUGAGCUCUGGAGUUCGCGCACCCUUGAUACAUAGAAGGAACUAGUAGUAGAUGAAGAUACUUUUUUCUGUUUUCUUGUAGAUGCAACUACAUGUACAACUCUAACUCUGUUGGGAGCGCUUACCCCCAAUGGAGCCUUACGCGGCACGAAUCCGGAUUAGUCGGACUCCAAUAUGGGUAUCGAACACCGGAUGAGAAACCAAAAAAAAAUAAAAAAAAUACAUGUACAACUCUUGAUCAGUCA
Molecule: messenger RNA, 2478 nt
Organism: Capsicum annuum
Lineage: Eukaryota; Viridiplantae; Streptophyta; Magnoliopsida; Solanales; Solanaceae
Product: 4-coumarate--CoA ligase-like 6
Exons: 6
Coding region: 502-2217 (571 amino acids)
Biological process (GO): ubiquinone biosynthetic process
Cellular component (GO): peroxisome
Molecular function (GO): CoA-ligase activity
Source: RefSeq, a predicted model, not a curated record